Oncorhynchus nerka (sockeye salmon) is the source of this 994-nucleotide messenger RNA. RefSeq lists its product as uncharacterized. Bases 509 to 994 code for a protein of 161 amino acids. The transcript is spliced from 2 exons. The record is from RefSeq and is a predicted model, not a curated record. Lineage: Eukaryota; Metazoa; Chordata; Actinopteri; Salmoniformes; Salmonidae.
AUGCUGUGCAGAUGAUUUCAGCACCAGUGUCGUGGGAACAGCUCCACACUAUGUUGCAUGCUUUUGCUGAAGUGCGUGCAUGUGACCAAUAUAAUGUACGUUGGGGUUCAAGGCGUUUUUUCAGUUUAUUGAUCGCGUAUCUGUAGGUCGUAUAGGCUACGCUUGAUGUUCUACUGUAUACGUUUCCUCUAAGCUUUUCAGAGGGCAGAGGAGCCUGCGAUGUAGACUCAAGUGAUGAAUGUGGAACACAGAUGUGCAUCCACUGUGGGUGUGUGUGGACAGAGUACAGCUUUCGCAUUGUGUGAUACGUCAUUGCGAUCCAUGAUAAUUCUCUCUGCUCCCCAUAUCGCCACUCCGGCCGGUCCUCGACUCUGAAACGGCUUCGACUAGACAGUUUCACCAGGUAAAUCUAAUGGGACAGUCAAGGCCUUUGAUUCCAUUUGCCUCGUCGCGCUGAGGUUGGAGAGGACAUAUUACUACCCCGAAGUGAAAAUCAAAGCCCAACGAAAUGACAAACAAGGAGUCCGAGGAUGUGGGUCUCUCCAUACCACUGUGCAUCUACAACGGAGCUUCCCAAACCAAUGGUACCUGCAUGGACCAAAUUGGCCGCUUCUUCCAACCGUUCUCCUCGACCUUUGCGCUCAUGGUGCUGGUGGCCAUGAUAAUUGGGAUAAUAUUGGUUUCCCUGGCAGCAUUUCACUUUAACAAGAGGAGAAUGAAGAAGAGGAAGAUCCAACGUGCCCAGGAGGAAUACGAGCGUGACAACCUCAGCCCGUCCACCAAGGCGAAGAGAGAGCCUAUGAGACCAUGCAUUAUUGUCCGACCAUCGCCUCGAGAUGGCGAACACCGGCCACACUCCACUGUCCAAAAUACCAGUCAUCACAUUCAGGAGGACGUCGGUACAUUACCCAUUACAAAUAAUGCGUCAGAAUUGGAUAUGGCACACAUUGAGCAAGGAGACGGACAAGUGCUGGAAACGGUCGUCUUGUCUUGA